UUUCAACCAAGAAUAAGAUAGAAAUUGAUAAGAAAGAAUAGAAAAAUGAUUCGAAAUAGUUAGAUGAUUUGAAGGAAACAUGGAUGAAUAUGUUUUGAAUGUGAAAAAGGGAGGCGGAAAAUUUUUUAAAGUUACAUCAGUGGGAAGUUGUUUGAUUUGUUUUGGGGAAAAGUAAAGCAACAUCUUGUUUUUUGACUCGCUGUCAAAUAAUAGUUGAAAUGUUUACGGCUUCUUAUUGUGAUAUAGUCGUUUAAAAACAUCAGAAGUUGAUGUUUGGUUUUGCUGUCUAUUUGCAGGAGUUGUUAGAUUGCAUAUGCAGAAUCAUCCAAGACUGCAACUGAAAAUCCAUAUUCACCAAUCUGGCAUUUCCGGGUGAUUGAACGGUUGGAUCUUUCUGAUUUUUGGACAGAGGGUUCAUAGCACCUGAGCCAACAUUUGCAUCAGUGGAGAUUGAUUUUGGAGCUCCGAAAGUCAUUUUUGUGGCCUGGAUAGUUAGCAGUUUUGGGUGGGUAUCCUUGAGCAGUGAGUUCACUUUAAGGGCUAUAUUGUGACUCGCUGUGUUGUAACAAGUUUCGCAAUUCUUCAAGCAUGAAGUCAUCGAAACAGGUUAAAAAACAGAAACAUCAAAAUUCUUCUACACCAGACUGGUUCAAUCAUAUAAUUGAUGACAAUAAACAGUUAGUAAUCCCGCUUGGACCACGGUUUCAAGCUAGUGUGCCUGAGUGGACUGGCCCACCUCAAAGGAGAUACCCUCACAACACUAUCAACAAUUUAGACUCUUCAAAUUGGUCAGGCACAGUAAUAUGGUCUAACAACCAUAGAAGUCCAGAAGCCGCAAAUGAUGUGAUUGGGAGAGGGAGAAGUCAUCGUUGUGAUUGCUACAACCCUGGAUCUAUCCUCUGUGUCAAGAGCCACAUCAACGAAAAAACAGCCCGUCUUCACAAUGAUCUGGGACCUGCCUUCCAAAUUUGGAAGUUUAAUGAGAUGGGAGAAGUUGUUGCAAAGUUAUGGAAGCAAUCAGAGCAGCAGAAGUUUGCCCGAAUUGUGAAAACCAAUCCAAAUUUGGAAGGUAAUAAUUUUAUUAAAAUCGCAUUGGAAAGUUUUCCAUCAAAGUCAGCUAAUACCAUAGUAAGCUAUUACUUCAACGUAUACCUUCCUAGACAACUAAGCAUAAAAACUAGGUCAGGCUGUACAUUAGUAGACACUGAUAAUGAAGAAGAAGAGAAAACAACCCCUUGUUCCAAAGGGUCACAAAAGAGGGCUCAAGUUGAUGGUGCAGGCCCUGCUUCAAAAAUUAUGAAAGUUGGUUACUUAAUAGGUCAGAGGUAGGCUGCAUCUUUUUUGUUGUGAAAUCAGGAACACAUAUAGCUAAGAAGAUUUCAAUUCUCAUAUGAGUGUUAUAAGUUCGGCUUUCACAAGUAAUGUUUUUCUUCCGUCUCUUGUUUCUUUUAAAACCAAAUAGAUAUUCUCCCAACUAAAAUCAUAUAAGGAAUCGAUGGUCAAGGUUGGCAACUUUGGAUAGAUUUUUUCCUUAAUUUUCUAAGCAUGCUACUUAUGAUGUUGAUAUCAUUUUUAGUUCAUAGGUAAAGUUGGUCAUGUAUGGUUUGAGAUGUAGGGCUUUGCAUGGUGAUUACUAGUUGAAGCUUUUCUGUCUAAGGGUGCCUUUCAUGAAUAUUAUUAGUUGAUUUUACUAACUUUUGGCUAGAUGAGUUAAAUGAAAAGGGGUAAAUGGAGAGAAUCUUAGCCCAGUACCACAAUUGGAUACCCGUCGACUCACCCCAUAUGAGAAAUAUGAUGACGGUACAAUAUCUCCAUCCUAAUCCCCAAAUGAUUUGGGCACCCCCGAAGGAUCGAACUUGUGUCUUUAGAACUUUACAUGUGGGUUUAGGCUUUAUUAGUAACGGGUACCUUAAAGGAAUUGUUCUUGUCACCGAGUGCUUCCCUAAUCACUAGGCGAACUCCUUGUUGGUUAGAUGAGUCAAAUUACCAUAGGUUAAGGUUAAAGUCUAAGUUUUAAAUUGUUUAUCAUGAGAUAAUUGAUAACUUCAUGCAGUGGGUAUCAAUUGAUUAAGAAAACACACCAUUAAGAUUUGUUGCUUUCGUGCAACUAAGGCUAGUUUUCAUCUAUUUGUGUUACAAAUCGAGCUACAUUAGGUUUUUUUGCAAGAGCUCGUUAAUUAUAGGUCUCAUAUAUACCAAGAGGUACAACUAGAGUACAUCAUGGACCAUGGGGUUGGAUACUCGAAACCUUGGUUCAAGAUCUAAUAUGCAUAGUUUGAAGAAUAAUGAUUGAUUUAUUUAUCUAUACUUGAAGUGUUUUGGAGAGAGACUUGGAGAGAGACUGAUUGGUACCCGCGCAAUGUCGCGGCGGUAACGGUGAUGGUGUGGUUAUUAACGUAAAAGUAAUUUCAUUGCGGUCGGAGAUGUGAUGAAUUAUGGCGGGGGACGAAUUUUGAGUUAGGGUUUUGCAACGUGUUUUUGCGUGAGGAAGAAAUAGAGAUUGAAUUUUUUUAAGGGCAUUUUAGUCACAGUCUAUAAAAUAGAAAUAAAGAUGUAUUAAGAUGGAAGGCAAAUGUGUCAUUUCAGGUUUUUAAAAUUAAGGAGGGUGAGAGAGAGUUUGUUUUAUAAAGGAGUAUAGAUAUAGAUAAAGAUGGACAUAGUAAACAUAAGUAGGUUGUAAGUUUGAUGGUGGUUAUGGCUGCUUUCAUGGUAGAAUUUGAAGUGAAUGAAUAAUGACUAGAAGUUUUAAGUUUUAUGCUAAACUUUCGUAUAUUGGACUUGUUCAUGCUUUAGCGGCUACUCAUUAUUAGAUGCUUUGAUAUUCAAUCUUUCACCAACUAAAUCCGUGGAGUUCAAGUCCACUCGCAUGGUCUCUUUGAGAAGAAGCAGAGGUCCUCUCGCAAGGGAUGAUCACCCCUCAAGACUUUUAAACUUUGAAUCUCUAACUCGUUGGUGAAAGUAUUGAAUUCUCAUAACCAACAUAGCUACCUUGUCUAUUAAUGAUAUGGCAGAAGGUUAUCAAGAUAAACUAACAUGAGAAUUAAGAUGUUAGACUAUGCUAAAUAUAAAUUAUUUACUUUUCAGUUUGUA
Molecule: messenger RNA, 3090 nt
Organism: Erigeron canadensis
Lineage: Eukaryota; Viridiplantae; Streptophyta; Magnoliopsida; Asterales; Asteraceae
Product: AT-rich interactive domain-containing protein 1-like
Exons: 3
Coding region: 589-1329 (246 amino acids)
Source: RefSeq, a predicted model, not a curated record